AUGCUGCAGAUUGCUGCGAGCCGUGGCAGCGACACCGACACCAAUGCUAGCGACACCAGUGGCGGCGAUAAAGUGGUAUCCGCGGUGAGAGGUCAAAACAACCCCGGGCAGUGCGAAGCGACUCUGCACAUGCAAGCCAGCGGCAGCAACACGGUCAGCGUCAUGAGCAUCAGCGAUAGAUACCAUCGGCAACGCAUCAGCAACACCGGCAGGAAUGGACGGCGCUGCGUCCUGAGGCAUAUACUGGUGCCGCCAAAGCCUCAGACCACCAGUUAA
Messenger RNA from Colletotrichum spaethianum, 276 nucleotides. RefSeq lists its product as uncharacterized. NCBI's taxonomy places the organism in Eukaryota, Fungi, Ascomycota, Sordariomycetes, Glomerellales, Glomerellaceae. The transcript has a single exon. The record is from RefSeq and is a predicted model, not a curated record. The coding region runs from base 1 to 276 and encodes 91 amino acids.